CGUCAUUCACAAAAUACUGCCUUCUAGAACCUUACAAACAAAGCGUGUGCUCGUGGGACUUGUAGUCCAAAACAAACCAUUCGUGACAUGUUGGCCUACGGAUUUUAACCUGUGUAUUUGAGGAGGUUGGGCGUGCGUUCUUGACAGUAAAAUUGAGGCAUGUAAUUCAAUAUUUGUAGGCAUUUAAUUAAUUAACACUAUCACAUUGUCUUGAUUCAAAAGCAGACAUGUAUUAAUAAGAUGAAAUGGCAUACAAUUCCCACUGUCACGUCUUUCAUUUUAUUGGCUGUCUCUUCACGUCAAUCAGGGCGGCGCUCCUACACUACUGCUCUUACAGUAAAUAUUUGUGUUUGCUCAACCGGCUGUAAUGGUGGACGACUGAGGCUGAAAAGAGAGGACUAAAACCACGAAAUACUGUAUUUAAUCGACAACACACCUUGCCGCGAGUAGGAAUAAAGCUUCCGGGAAGAUGGAUGAACUCAAACAUCAAGUUAUGAUUAACCAGUUUGUCCUGACGGCCGGGUGCGCGGCGGAUCAGGCAAAGCAGCUUUUGCAAGCGGCACAUUGGCAAUUUGAGACUGCCCUCAGUGCCUUUUUCCAAGAAACAAAUAUUCCAUACGGCCAUCAUCAUCAAAUGAUGUGCACCCCCACCAACACGCCAGCCACGCCCCCCAACUUCCCGGACGCUCUGACCAUGUUCUCGCGUCUGAAGGCGUCGGAGAGCUUCACCAGCAGCAGCCCCAUGGGCCUGGCCUCCAUGGCGACCUCCCCGCCUCCGCAGGCCUCCUGGGGGGGGGCGCCCCCCAACGUGCCCCCGCAGGGACUCUGGACUCAGGGGCAGCCACCCUCGCAGCCGCCCCACCCGCCUGCCUGGCCCACGGGGGUCAACGUGGGCCCCCACCCACACGUAGCCUCCGAGCAGAAGGCUAGUGUCGCCAUGGAGGCCGAGAGAUGAGGGGCCAGGACUGAUUGGCCUCGUCUGGGUGGGAGGGGAGGGAGGGAGGGAGGAAAGUCGAGUCGGGGAGGGGCGGCGAGGAGUGGACUAACUUCUUUUUUUCGAAACUGAGAGGAUGGAUAGUCGGGAUAGGUGGAUGGAAGGAUGGUGAGAGGGGCGAGAGAGCUACACAAACCAAGAAAAACCAAGCAACUACUACAUGGACAAUUGAUGAGGAGAAUGAAGUGGAAAAACAUCAGUUAAAAAACAAUGAUAAAAAAAAUGUAUAAAGGAACGCGCACACAUAGUAAUAAGAACAAGAGCAGCAGAAGUCUUUAUUAGUUUUGAUUCUCUCAGUAUAAUAAUAGAUAAGAGAAUUGUAGGAACUAAGAAUCGUCACGCCCAAGGAUAUUUAAUGUUCUCUGAAACAAGGAAAUCAACGGCAGAAAGAUCUUUUUCUUUCGUCUUUUUUUCCUUCUGUUCAUCCAGUGCUUUUCACGACUGGAAACCUUGUGUUCAGAAGCGUUCGUGCCGCAGAGGGCGAGGAAGCAGUUAUAUAUGUUAUCUUAGUAUAUUCACAAACGGGUGUGUGCGCGUGUGAUCAGUUUAUAAUGAUCUCACACGCGCGCGCCCGCACAGACACAAGCAUACUUCAGCUAGCAGAUGGGAGAAACGGCAGCCCUUAGCUUUGUGGCUUGUCUGCAUAAUGCCAUUAUCAUCCCUCUGCCGUUCCUCAUGUUUACGUCGUCAGCGUUUAGCCUCCGUAGAGGCGGAUCUAAGGCCAAGUUAGCAUCUGUUAGCAUUAGCCUGCCUGGGGUUGAGGAAACGGUGUCUAGUAGGCCUACUAAAAUAUAGAUUUUUUUUUUUCCAGUUUCUUUUUGUGGACAGCAUUAUUCAGCUGGUUUCAGAAGUCUUUAGAGCCGACAUGGCACAGAGGUGCCAUGGAGUGUAAUUUGAGGUGGAAGGUUUUAUUGGAAUUAGAGAUUAAAUCACAGUGGCGGUAGAGGAAUGGCAGUGGCAGCAUGCCCUUGGUGGAUCUAGGGCGUCAGGACAAACACAGACAUCCGGUAUUUUCAACCUCAUACUAAAGGUGGGACCUUUCUUACCUCACCCAGUGGUCACCUGGACAUCUUUCAGCCAAUCAGGGAUUCUCAACCGUUGUUGAUAGCAACACAGGACAUUUUUUUAGGACAAGUUUUACUAAAGGCAUAAGCGCUGAUGUUCAUGGCAAACCGCUUUGCUUUCAAUUGACUGAUGAAAAACGACGGUCUACGGCAAUUGGUUGUACAGGUUUGGGUAUUAUUAUAAAAUCAUGGUUUGAUAUAAUAUAGUUUAUCUUUCGUUUUCUUGUGAGGGGGCUGAAAAGAGGCUUUGAAAGUGGGUGGGAUUUUCUGAUUGUUUUGUGGGGAAGGGCCAAUCAAAGCAGCUAUUUAUGAAAACAAAAAGCUUCAGAAAAAAAAACAACUUAGUCCAUACUUGUGGACUCUUUGUAAGCGGACUGCCACUUUGCAUGAUGUGUUUCAUCGACUGUACCAUGUUUUGUAGCAUAUUUCCAUGAGAAGCCAGCCAUGUUACUGGCUCCACAGGACUCAAAGGCUCCUGGUCUGGGUCAAACCCUUCACACGUUCUGACUUUGGUUUCACCUGUUUGAGUUCACCCACGGAGAUGAAACUUUAUGUCACAAAAGAGCAAAACGGGGGUUGUAAUUAAGUUCCCUGCAAUCCUUGGAAGUAUUUGAUCUACUGUAUUUGUCGACCCCCCCCGUCUGACAUCCUCCCUCAGAGUGGUAGGUCAGAGAGGUAGUACAGCAGCUACAUGUGUGUGGGGGUGGUGCGGGGAUAGACAUGGAGCACUGCAAAACAGAGUAACAAGAGACUGAUUUAAGGCAAUACGUUAAUGCAGGAUGCAUGAGCACCUUUCAAUUGUUCACUUCUGGUGGCGGAAGAUUAUUUUGAAUUUGAUAAAGGAGGAGGGAAAAAAGGACAAAAACAUUUUGAACAUUAGCUGGAACUUUUUGGGGGGAGUUACAGUGAUGACUUGGAUGAGGACACUUUCCCACGAAGAUACAGGAAAUCCAAAUUAUGACGAGUAACCUUUUUUUAAUUUGACUAAAAUAAUGUGUCAUCCCUUUUGCAUCCUCCUUCACCAUCUCUGGACUGGGAGCCCCUCGGAACUGGCUGUUUCUGCCUGUUCCUGGUGCCUGUUUUCCCUCUGUAUGACUGUAUACCAUUCCCACAAUAUUUGUGGACUACCUGAUAAUUAACUUAUCAUUUUUUGUGUUCCUAAAUAAAUAUUGUAUGUCGA
This is a messenger RNA of Osmerus eperlanus (European smelt), 3238 nucleotides long. RefSeq names its product UBA-like domain-containing protein 1. Gene Ontology annotation, molecular function: protein binding. The coding region runs from base 470 to 955 and encodes 161 amino acids. NCBI's taxonomy places the organism in Eukaryota, Metazoa, Chordata, Actinopteri, Osmeriformes, Osmeridae. The record is from RefSeq and is a predicted model, not a curated record. The transcript has 3 exons.